This is a messenger RNA of Klebsormidium nitens, 4206 nucleotides long. NCBI's taxonomy places the organism in Eukaryota, Viridiplantae, Streptophyta, Klebsormidiophyceae, Klebsormidiales, Klebsormidiaceae. The record is from the annotation of a GenBank genome assembly.
AUGCGGUCCCCAUUGUUGUACCCACCAGUCGUUGGCAAUGCACACGAGCAAAGCCUGCCCGCCUGCUUAACUCCGGGGGCUAUUCACAUGGCGGAGCAGCUAGACGCUUUGGGUGGUGGGAAUGCCCGCAUCGGCCGGCUGGAGCUGUUUGUGAGGGUGUGCCCAGCUCCUCCGGGGGCGGAUCUUUGCAUGCACGAACUGAGGGAGGGGAGGGACGAGAAGGAGAACGUUGUGAAACUAAGGGAACCCCGCUACCCAACCUCCACCCCGCGUACUUUUUCUUGCACCCAGGCAUUCCCGCCGGGCGCUUCUCAGCUGGGCUUUUGUGCCCAAGUCGGCGCGCCAAUCAUUGACUGGCUAUGGGACGGCUUCAACGCCCUUCUCUUAGGCUAUGGUCAGACAGGGACUGGCAAAUCGCAUUCCCUGUUCGGGGGGAGCUCUUAUGGUCCUGCGUCGGAGCAGGACGGCUUAAUGCACCAUAUCUUAUCGACCCUCCUCGAAAGAAGCAAAAAGACUGAGAGCGGGAGUUGCACUGUGGGGCUACAGUGCUGGGAGGUGCGGGGGGAGAAGACGGUGGAUCUCUUGAGAGGGGACAAGGCGUCUGCGAUAGGCACAACCGAUGUUACUGCAGUCCUCAUCGAGACUCCGGUUGACGUCACAUCUGUGCUCUCGCAUUGUCGGCGAGCCAGCGUAAACUGGCAAGAUCGAAAGGGGGACGCAGGGGCUCGGCCGCUGCCCAACCGGGCCCAUGCUUUCGUCAGGGUGACGUUAACACGUGGACCCGAGAGUCACGUCAGCACUCUAACGGUAGUCGACCCUGCCGGCUUCCCGUCCGUGACGUCUCAAGCUCCGCCCACCUCUCAAACGUCCGAGUCCACAUUUUCGGACAUCGACCGGAAGACUGCGCGCGACAAUCAGCGGUCACUGACCGCCCUGGCCCGGUUGCUGUCGGAGGUCAGUCAGCACUGCGAGGACGCCGCCCGGGGGAAGCCGCAGCCGAGCCGACUGCUCACCGGCCCCAGAACGACUCUGACCAACCAGCUGGUGCCGUCCCUGACCGCCAACUGCAAGACGUUCCUUUUGGCGACCAUUUCGCCUUCCGCCGACUCCUACCUAGACUCGGUCAACACGCUGCGGGUCGCCACCAGGGCACGUGCCAUCGUGACGCCCUGCCUGCGAGCACAGGGCUCGCCGAUGGCGGUGUUAGGGCUGCAGUCCGUCCAGAGGGUCCUCUCGCGCGCCACGUCGCGCGCGUGCACGCACGCGCACCCUUUCAGUCCGCUGUCCGCGUACGGAUCGGACUACUCUCCUUGCAGCAGCCAGGGAAACCGGUCCCCGUCAGAGUUUGUUACGCCGCGGGUCGGUAAGAUGACGUCACGGAUGAGGUCAAAGCUCUCUCCGGCACGGGACGCUUCGGCAGGGGUUUCUUUGACGUGGGCGGAAUCAGAGAACGAGAGAAGUUGGGCGGAGAAAGAUUGGGACCGCAAGAGCGUUCCGGCGGCGGAAGAACGUCCGGGGAGCGUUCGAAGAGACGGCUCGAUUAUAAGCGUUCGGAAGGAGGGGGCGGAGCAAGGGCUCACAGAAGAGCACGAUGAAAGUAAUUCGGACCAGCUGACGAGUCGGUCCGAGCAGAUGGCCAGUCCGAAACAAGUCGAGGACUGGGAGAUUAUUGCAAAGAUGGCGAGACUGGAUUCUUUGUUGUCGCCGGACGCAGGAAAAGUACGAAAUUACGAGAAGCAUUCGCCAAGCGGAAACGUCAGUCCGGGAAGAGUGACCGGUGAGAAGGAAAGGCGGGCCGUAGGCGCGUUUUCCCGAGAGCUCGAGAGCCCACAGGAGAGCACUUUCGCCGGAACGCCGCCCCCGGGAAGGUUUUCGCGGGAGCCGUCGCGGUCGCCGCGCGUCGGAAAGAGCGCGGCCGCGCGUGCGCGUCCGCGCAGAGCGUCUGCGGUUGAGGCGAUGGAGAGUCUGAACAAGGAGUUUGAAGACGUCUUUAGCAGGAUUGACAAGGAAAGCCCCAGGAAAGGAGGCCCUGUUUCGGGAGCGGGUGAGGCUCUUACGGGUGGGUUCGACGGUCAAAACGGGGGAGAAUGUGAGAGACAGGGCCCAGAACAUGUGGGGGGAACGGUGCGCACGGAUAGGGAAGCGGCGGAGCGCGAUCCCUUUUCGGUGUACCGGAACGGGGACGGAAAGAAUGAUCGGGGUAGCGUUUCGAAAAGCAGUGUUUAUGAAGACGGCGAAGCCUACGUGGGGCGGACGCUUCAGUUGCAUAGGAUCAAUAGCAGCAUAGAAAAGGCCCCAGAAAGAGAUGAAGGAAGAACCGCAAGCGCUGGGGCUACUCCAAAAAGGAACCAGCUGCUGAAGGAAGAGUUGCAAUUCGAGACGGGAAGAAGGUUGGCCGCUUCUUUGACACCAGGAACACGGGAAAGCUCUCGGGUAGGCUCUCCCAGCCGAGUAGUGUCAAGCAGCGGGUUUGAAAGGCCCAAACAUGGCAAAAAACACCGAUUGGAAAGGUCGUACGGCGAAAUUGGAGGGCCCGGAGAUAGCCCCCAGCCAGGCGGCGACUCUCCGGGGGGAACAAAAAGCAGUGGAAAGAAGGGGAGGGGCGCGUUGCAGAAGAGCAAGUUGAGCGCCGGUCAAACGGUGCGAUCGAGCAUAGACAAGUUGGACAGAAGGCGGAUCGAGGAUCUGACUAGUAGCGUGAUUGCCUCAGUUGCGGAACGGAAGAGGCGGGAAGAGAUUGAGCGGGAGACGACCAGGGAAGCUUCGUUGGAAGUCGAUUUGGAAAAAGUGGGGUAUAACAGUCGAAUGGAGAGGGUGGAAAUCAACAGCCAAAAAGAGAAGGUGGCCUAUGAUAGCCCACACGUUCAAGCAGCGGGGAAAGCCUUGAACGAGCAGGGUUCGCCGAAAUCCAAUACGGUCUCUCCGGAGAGAAUGGAUGGACGUACAGAAGCUCUCAAGAGAGUCGGAAAUCCGGAACAAGGAACAGGUGUAACAAGCCCCGAGGUUGCCUCCUCCUCUAGAGGCCAACUAGACAUUCCGAGAGCUGGUGGAAAAAAGCAGAGCCCGGGAAAAGCGGGGGAGAGUUGUGGGGAGGCGGGAGACUAUGACGCCCUAUUAGAGCUUCUACAGAGGGAGAGGCAGAAGCGGGCAGAGACGGAGGGGCGGGAGGCGGAACUAGAGAGGGAACUUCUGGAGAACAGCACCAGCUACAGUCUCAAGCUGGACGAUCUACGCUUGGAGCUUCACAAGGCGCGCGCGCGGUGCCGCCUCCUGGAGCGCGCGUCAUCCCACGCGGCCGUGUUCGAGCAGUACGACCAGGAACUGCGCGAGCUCAGGCACCAAGUGCGCGAGCUCAGAAAAGAGGUCAGAGACGCGAGCGCGCGCUACGAAUCUGACCUAGCGCACACAGCGACGCUCGGAACAAACUGCGCUUCGGGGGCCGUGCGGGGUGACCUUUUGAUGACGUCAGCGAGCGGGUCAUCAGCGGAGGGAAACGGAGCCUCCAGCGGCGACAGCUCGGCGAGAGAUGCGCCCUUCGAGGUCGCCCGCGACAGUCAGCUGAUGAGCGCUUCGCAGCAGGCGAGAUCGACGGUCAGUACGAGUUGCGGGGGCGAGAGCCGGGUUCUAGAGUUGAUGCAGCGCGAAGUGAAACACCUGCGGCAAGAAACGGCGAGAUUGGAGGGCGAGCUCGCGGCCGCGCGGCGCGACAGCCGCCACGUGGCGAUCCAGAAGCGGGCCGCGGAGGACGCAAUCUGUAGAAGCGAAGCGUUGGCCAGGAGAACGAAGAGCCUAGAGGAGGAAGUCGUGUCGUUACAACUGCGCGAGCGCGCGGCGAUCGGCGGCAUGCAGCAAGCGCAGCGCGCGGCGGAGCUGUGCACGGCGGCGGAAGCCCGCGCGCACCAGGAGUGCGCGGAACUGGGCGAGCUGCUGCGCGCGCUGCGCGAGGAUAUGUACACUCUGAAGCGCGCGCGGCGGCACGAGAUGGCGGUCGACCGGGUGACGGGGAAGAACGGACGAGCGGGGUCGCCGGCAAAACGGAAGCCACGCGUUCGGCUGCCGUUCGAGACGUUAGCCCGGUUGCAGCGGUCACUAGAUCCGCACGCCAAGCGCGCGCACGAGAUGGUCAACGAGUUAAGCCGGGAACUAGGUCUAGUCCAAAAAGAGAUUGCAGAGGCAGGAAUAACGAACGACAGCGCGCCCAAAUGA